Pleuronectes platessa (European plaice) is the source of this 1371-nucleotide messenger RNA. Its product is annotated as tubulin beta-2A chain. Gene Ontology annotation, molecular function: structural constituent of cytoskeleton; GTPase activity; GTP binding. Bases 1 to 1371 code for a protein of 456 amino acids. Gene Ontology annotation, cellular component: microtubule; cytoplasm. Lineage: Eukaryota; Metazoa; Chordata; Actinopteri; Pleuronectiformes; Pleuronectidae. Gene Ontology annotation, biological process: microtubule cytoskeleton organization; mitotic cell cycle. The record is from RefSeq and is a predicted model, not a curated record. The transcript is spliced from 5 exons.
AUGAGGGAGAUCGUUCACAUCCAGGCCGGCCAAUGCGGAAACCAGAUCGGGGCGAAGUUCUGGGAGGUGAUAAGUGAUGAGCAUGGCAUCGACCCAACUGGCUCCUACCAGGGUGACAGCGAUCUGCAGCUGGAGAGGAUAAAUGUCUACUACAACGAGGCAUCAGGGAGUACAGGCAGCAAAUAUGUCCCGCGUGCCAUUCUGGUGGAUCUGGAGCCCGGGACCAUGGACUCGGUUCGAUCCGGCCCGUUCGGACAGCUGUUCAGGCCCGACAACUUUGUCUUUGGUCAAAGUGGAGCAGGAAAUAACUGGGCCAAGGGUCACUACACCGAGGGAGCUGAGCUGGUCGACUCGGUCCUGGACGUGGUGAGGAAGGAGUCGGAGAACUGCGACUGCCUGCAGGGCUUCCAGCUCACCCACUCUCUGGGUGGGGGUACAGGCUCGGGGAUGGGCACGCUGCUCAUCAGCAAGAUCCGCGAGGAGUACCCCGACCGCAUCAUGAACACCUUCAGCGUCAUGCCGUCCCCGAAGGUGUCCGACACCGUGGUGGAGCCCUACAACGCCACGCUCUCUGUCCACCAGCUCGUGGAGAACACGGAUGAGACCUUCAGCAUUGACAAUGAGGCCCUGUACGAUAUUUGCUUCCGCACCCUGAAGCUGACGACACCUACCUACGGAGACCUCAACCAUCUAGUGUCAGCCACCAUGAGCGGCGUGACCACCUGCCUCCGCUUCCCCGGCCAACUGAACGCUGACCUCCGUAAGUUGGCUGUAAACAUGGUACCCUUCCCUCGCUUGCACUUCUUCAUGCCGGGCUUUGCGCCUCUCACAAGCCGGGGCAGUCAGCAGUACCGCGCCCUCUCCGUGCCGGAGCUCACGCAACAGAUGUUCGACGCCAAGAACAUGAUGGCGGCCUGUGACCCUCGCCACGGACGCUACCUUACAGUGGCGGCCAUCUUCCGCGGGCGCAUGUCGAUGAAGGAGGUGGACGAGCAAAUGCUGAGCGUGCAGAACAAGAACAGCAGCUACUUUGUCGAGUGGAUUCCGAACAACGUCAAGACGGCCGUCUGCGACAUCCCACCCCGGGGUCUCAAGAUGUCCGCCACCUUCAUUGGUAACAGCACGGCCAUUCAAGAGCUGUUCAGGAGGAUCUCCGAGCAGUUCACGGCCAUGUUCCGCCGCAAGGCUUUCCUCCACUGGUACACCGGAGAGGGAAUGGAUGAGAUGGAGUUCACCGAGGCCGAAAGCAACAUGAAUGACCUGGUGUCGGAGUAUCAGCAGUACCAGGACGCCACUGCAGACGAGACGGGCGAAUAUGAAGAAGAUGAAAUAGAGGAUGAAGAGGAAGCCCCCCACGACGUUCGCCACUGA